GCAAAACCAAAACAAACCAUCUCGACCAUCUUCACCAAUCUCUGAGAUAUCAUUGGAGCUGUGACAAUGGCGAGCAAGGAAGGAGGAGCAGGAGAGAAGAAGCCGGCGGCUGAUCAGGGAAGCGAUGCCAAGCUAGAGCAGGCAAUGAAGGACAGCCCUUACCUCCAGUACGAUAACUUGGAGGAUUACAAGCGCCAGGGGUAUGGAACAGAGGGACAUCAACAAGUUCAGCCGGGUCGGGGCGCCGGAUCCACCGAGGGUCCGACGGAGUCCGGCGCAAGUGCCGCCUCCAAGGAGGAUGUUUCCGCCACUGAAACUAUUAACCGCCAAGGCGUUAAUUGAUUCGGUUUCUUUGUCAUUUGUAUGAAUGCGAGGCAUUUGUGUUGUUGUUAAUGUACUGGUAUUGUAAUGCUCUGCUUAACAAAGAGUUUCUACAUUUGAUUUCGUUGAGUAUGUUAA
Molecule: messenger RNA, 459 nt
Organism: Argentina anserina (silverweed cinquefoil)
Lineage: Eukaryota; Viridiplantae; Streptophyta; Magnoliopsida; Rosales; Rosaceae
Exons: 1
Coding region: 67-342 (91 amino acids)
Source: RefSeq, a predicted model, not a curated record